CCAACUCACGCUUGACGCCGCUUUCAACCGCUUUUCAGGGUUUUCAGUUUCAGCGUUACAGCAGACUCGAGCGCCAUCUACACAUAUAAAACUUGCGAGCGAUCUCUCUCCUUGCUCCACUUCUGGUCAGAUCAUACUAGAAGGCAAGUUAGCAGUUCUAACACACAAUGGCGGAUUUAAGUGCCAGAGACAUCGAAAGAGCCAACUUUGUUUUUUCCAUCUACGACUUUGAAGGAGUUGGCACAGUCGAUGCUGUUAAUUUGGGAGACAUGCUCAGAGCCCUUAACCUUAACCCAACUUUGGUCACAAUUGAAAAAGUCGGUGGAACCAAGAAGAAGAAUGAAAAGAAACUUAAAGUAGAUGAAUUCCUCCCAAUCUAUAGUCAAGUUAAAAAAGACAAAGAACAGGGUAACUUCGACGAUUUCCUUGAAUGUCUCAAAUUGUACGACAAAGAAGAAAACGGCAGAAUGAUGGCUGCUGAACUUGCCCACACACUCCUUUCUCUUGGUGAAAGGUUAACAGAUCCCGAAACAGAAGAAGUUUUAGCCGACUGUAUGGGCCAAGAAGAUGAUGACGGUUACAUCCCUUACGAACCAUUCCUCAAAAAGAUGAUGGCGUAAGACGUAUUUAUUUACGUAUUUACUUUUUUAUUUUUAAUUACCUGAAGAUAUUGCUAUUCAAAAAUGGUUAUCCAACUACAAAAAUAUACUCUGAACACCAGAAGUCAAUGAAGAGAUCAACAUCUAACAUCAAAAUGGGCACUGCCGUACACCAAGUUUCAAAAUAUUCUGAAAUACAAUGUAUUUAUUUUUAAAAAUAUUUUAUUAUAAUAAUUAAAAUUAUAUAAAAUGUUCUUUAUUGUUACGUAUAUCUAUUAUUAUUAUUAUUAUCAUAAAGUAAUGAUAAGUUCGUAUAGAAUACUUUUUGGUACAUAUAUUAUAAGAAAUGUACUACUGUAUACUGAAUUAUAUUACCUAAAUUUUUAUUCUUAUUUAAAGAAUACACUUUUGAUAGGAAAUUAAUAAAAUAUAAUCACCACCUUAAUAUGUUCUGAAUUUUGUUCCGUUAUCAUUUAUUUUUCAUUAUUUAAGAAAGUCAAAAUAAAAAUAUAUUGUC
Messenger RNA from Psylliodes chrysocephalus, 1116 nucleotides. The record is from the annotation of a GenBank genome assembly. Lineage: Eukaryota; Metazoa; Arthropoda; Insecta; Coleoptera; Chrysomelidae.